Molecule: messenger RNA, 2419 nt
Organism: Conger conger (European conger)
Lineage: Eukaryota; Metazoa; Chordata; Actinopteri; Anguilliformes; Congridae
Product: G-protein coupled receptor 4-like
Exons: 2
Coding region: 806-1837 (343 amino acids)
Biological process (GO): G protein-coupled receptor signaling pathway
Cellular component (GO): membrane
Molecular function (GO): G protein-coupled receptor activity
Source: RefSeq, a predicted model, not a curated record
UUCAGUGUUGUACAUUGUUCAGUCCUUUUUAAUUGCAUGGUUUUUAAAGAGCAAUCUCAUCUGGAGAGCUGGGUACAGGUUUUUGUGUUGGUAAAGCACUUUUUAUGAUUUGUGUUUUGGUGCUGAUUCUACACAUCAAGACCUUAAUUGAAGACCAUGGUUAGUUAAUUAGUUUAAUAGCACUGGGAUAAAACCAAAACAUGCACCCACACUGGCCCUUUUUACAUAAGAUUACACACAGUAUGUGAGAUAUCUGUAUGCUAAAACCUAUAAUGGUAGAAAUCACUGAACUGGAAUUUCAUUGUGUUUUACAAGAUUCAGUCAUUUUAAAUGUAGUUCCUGAUUAUGAAAUCUUUCAACAUUUCUGACAGAUCUUCAAUUCAUAGCUCACAAUUUUGUUUUGAAAAGAAGGUCUAGAGUGACAAUCCCCUCUCCGUAAGAUAGACAUGUAUGUGGGCGUGUCUGAAACAAUAUUUUUUAUAUUUUAUAUAUUUAAUUCCUUAUCCUUUUUUUGAGUAGUUUGAGGCAUUGCUUACAUUGCUGUAUGCCUGACAGCCCAACACACAUUUUGUGUGAAUACACACACACACACACACACACACAUGCAGACAUGCAGGUGCAGACACACACACACACACACACACACACACACACACACUUUGGCUGUUCGAAUUCUUGUGAGGAAAUGGUGUGAAAUUUAACACAAUACAUUACAACAUAUCCUGUUUAACCAUUACUGUGAUAGGGACACUGAGACUGUUCUCCAAACAUCCAAGGCUUGCGAUAAUCACCUCCUGUACAACAGAUGAAUUUGACCCAAAACUCAAGCUCUUCCAAUGGCUUCAGCAUGGGGGGAGUUGGCAACAUGUGCAACAUCGACUUCAGCCAGGAUGUUAUAUUCAUUCCAGUGCUGUACGGCAUCUUCUUCACUCUUGGAGUCCCCCUGAACCUGCUGGCUCUGUUUGGUCUUCACCACCUGAUUAAGUCCAACAAUGUCCUCCCGGUGUAUUUGAUCAACCUGCUUAUCUCCAACCUCCUCCAGCUGCUGACGCUUCCUCUGUGGAUAGACUACUACAGGAGGGGGCACAGCUGGCUCUACGGUCCCAUAGCCUGCCGGCUGGUGGCUCUCAUCUUCUACGUCACCAUCUAUGCCAGCAUAAUGUUCAUGUGCGCCAUCGCAGUGGAGCGGCACUUUGCCAUCGCACGGCCGAUGAAGUUCCAGGCCAUGCGUAGCCUUAAGUACACCCGCUGGGUGGCACUGGGCAUUUGGAUGGUGGUGGCCUUGCCCCCUUCCAUUGCCCUGAAAUCCUUGUUCACUACCUCUCAGAACUCCACCCUCUGCAUUGAAAAGUACCCAUCUGAGGAGGGGUUCAUAACGUACCGUCUGGUCACCCUGGUCCUCUCCUUCUUCCUCCCCCUUAGUUUCAUCGUCAUCCUCCACAGGAAGACCCUGCAGGCUCUGAAAGGGGUGGUCUCUCUAGCCCAACGGGAAAAGAGGCAAAUCCGUGGCCUGCUGGCCCUGCUGGUCGUGGUAUUUUUGGUGGUGCUGGGGCCCUACCACCUUGUUGGUUGUGUGAAGUAUGUGGGACUACUGUUCCACUCCAUGCCAUGCCAAUGGGAAAAGGCCGUGUUCCUGCCUUACCAGGUUGGUAGAGUGCUGCUUAGCAUCAACAGCCUCCUGGAUCCCGUAUUUUACAUUUUCCUCCGUGGCGACUUCAGAGAGGCUGUCUGCAGGUAUCUGCCCUGUCUGAGGAGAGUUCAGUGGUUCACAAGCCAGGAAAGGUCCUCAGAACAGAGGGAGGGACCCACAAACUCCACGCAAGACUCUGAACUGUGAAAAACAAGUGUUCACGGAGUUGUACAUUGUUCAAUCCUUUUUACUUGCAUGGUUUUUAAAGAGCAAUCUCAUCUGGAAAGGGCCAGUGUGGGUACAGGUUUUUGUUUUGGUCUAGCACUUUUUAUUAUUUGUUUUGGUGCUGAUUCUACUUCAAGGUCUUAGUGUCAUGGUGCUGGGAAGUUCAUUGUGUGUCACAAGACUAUUUUAAAUGUAGUUCCUGAUUAUGAAAUCUAUUCUUUCAACAUUCUGACAGAUGUAUGUGUGUGCAUGUGUAUGUGCAGGAUGAUACUGCUAACCACAAUGAAUACAAUGUUUUCUUAAUAUGAUAUAUUUCACUUUUUUUUCACAACUUUUACAUCUUAUUACAUUAUCUUAAUAGUACUGUGUGAAAGAUGGUGCAUUCUAUUUUACAACUUUACUUUUCAUCAAUGUUUAGAAUAUCAGAAAUCUUCAGUGCAUUCCAUUAAGGCUUUGAAAAUCCUGACUCUAGUAAUUAACUUCUGACUGAUUUCAUUAGUCAUGCAUUAGUUGGAGAAAAAUAAUGAAGCAUUAAAUUCAGCUUUGAGUUCUGACCAAACCAAA